Molecule: messenger RNA, 3108 nt
Organism: Microplitis demolitor
Lineage: Eukaryota; Metazoa; Arthropoda; Insecta; Hymenoptera; Braconidae
Gene: LKRSDH
Product: alpha-aminoadipic semialdehyde synthase, mitochondrial
Exons: 5
Coding region: 181-2994 (937 amino acids)
Cellular component (GO): cytoplasm
Molecular function (GO): saccharopine dehydrogenase activity
Source: RefSeq, a predicted model, not a curated record
GUAAUAAUUUUUAGCACAAAACUAAUAAGAGCUCUUACAAUAAUACGAUAAUCAAGAGGUCAACACUGCGUAGAUAGAUUUUGUGGUGGAAUUGUUUUAUCCAUACGUUAUUUUAUCUCUCAUAUGUUAAGACAUACAUUUAAACUACGGAAUUAUUUUAUAUAAUUAUUAGUUGUUAUUAUGUUCCGGCGGAUUAAUUAUCGUCAACGACGGCAUAGAUUUACUAAUUUAUCUGUCCGUUAUAAUAGUAAUUUAAAAGGUAAAAUUGUCGCUAUAAGACGCGAAGAUCAGUCAGUAUGGGAAAGACGGGCACCAUUGGCACCAUCGAACGUCAGACGAUUAAUAAGAUCCGGGGUAAAAGUUAUUGUGCAGCCGAGCAACCGUCGAGCUUAUCCGGCCCAGUCUUACUUGGCAGCUGGAGCACAUCUCCAAGAAGACAUAAGUGAAGCUUCGGUGAUCUUUGGAGUGAAGCAAGUUCCUGUUGACCACCUGAUACCCAACAAAACUUACUGCUUCUUCUCUCAUACGAUAAAAGCUCAGGAGAGCAACAUGCCGCUGCUGGACGCGAUUCUAGAGAAGAAUAUCCGGCUGCUGGACUACGAAAAGCUGACAGACCAAAACGGCCAGAGACUUGUCGCCUUUGGAAAGUACGCGGGAGUUGCGGGGAUGAUAAAUAUUCUCCAUGGAUUGGGACUGAGGCUGCUGGCUUUGGGCCAUCACACCCCGUUUAUGCACAUCGGGCCCGCGCACAAUUACCGCGACUCCGCGGUUGCUCGCCAAGCGAUUCGUGAUGUCGGAUAUGAAAUAGCACUUGGCGCGAUGCCCAAGUCCAUCGGCCCGCUCACUUUUGUCUUUACAGGCAGCGGUAAUGUUAGCCAAGGAGGUCAAGAAGUUUUUCAAGAACUUCCUCAUGAGUAUGUCGAUCCUCAGAGCCUGAGAAAAGUCGCUGAGCACGGAGAUACAAAUAAAAUAUACGGCUGCGAGAUACGCCGCCGGCACCACUUAGAGCGGAAAGAAGACGGCGGAUACGACGCAGAGGAGUACGAUAAGCACCCAGAGCUCUAUAUCUCAACAUUCAGUAAAAAAAUCGCACCGUACGCAUCAGUAAUAAUAAAUGGAAUCUACUGGGCAGUCGAUUCACCAAAACUGCUGACGAUUCCUGACGCUAAGAAUCUUCUGAGACCGGCUUACACACCCUGGUUACCAAUAAGUGUCGGUGCGCCUCCGUUGCCUCACCGCAUGCUGGCGAUUUGCGACAUAUCUGCAGACCCUGGAGGCAGCAUCGAAUUUAUGAACGAGUGUACGACUAUCGACACCCCAUUUUGCCUCUACUGCGCCGACAGAAACAAAGACACCAAAUCCUUCAAAGGUCCUGGUGUUUUGGUCUGUUCUAUUGACAACAUGCCAACGCAGCUGCCUAGAGAAUCAACAGAUUUUUUUGGCGAUCUGCUGUUCCCUUUUGCCUGCGAGAUCAUCGAGAAGUCCGAAGCCAAGAAGCCCCUGGAUGAGCACAACUUCAGUCCUGCUGUUCACGGCGCGAUCAUUGCGUCCAACGGUCAAUUGACGCCUAACUUCGAGUACAUAAAAGAACUGAGGAUGCUGAAUCAAAAGAGUAAACACAAGGCAUCUAGUGACAACGGCGAAGCUCAGACUAAAACUGUCGUGGUACUGGGAGCUGGUUACGUGUCUGCUCCAUUGGUUGAAUAUUUGCACCGUGAUGGCAACAUGAGAAUUGUCGUCUGCUCGCAUUUGAAAGAAGAGUCCGAUACUCUGGCUAAUAAAUAUCCUGGAGUCGAGUCUAUUUUUCUUAAUGUCAUCGACCGCCCGGAUACUUUGAAGGAGAUAAUCAGCUCUGCUAAUGCUGCUGUUUCGUUGCUGCCUUACGGACUCCAUCAUGUGAUCGCUAAAACUUGCAUUGAGACCAAGACCCAUUUGGUAACCGCUAGUUAUUUGAAUGAUAACAUAAAAAGUCUUCAUGAAGAAGCAGAAAAUGCGGGAGUGACGAUUUUGAAUGAAGUGGGUCUAGAUCCUGGUAUUGAUCAUCUGCUGGCACUUGAAUGUUUCGAUGACAUAAAGCAGGCAGGAGGUAAAAUUGAUUCGUUUGUUUCAUGGUGCGGAGGUCUACCAGCCCCGGAGUGUUCAUCGAAUCCGCUGAGGUACAAAUUCAGCUGGUCACCACGUGGUGCUCUGAUAAAUACGCUCUCGCCGGCAAAGUAUUACCACAAUGGACAAGUUGUUGAAAUCGCUGGAGGUGGCGAUCUUAUGUCAGCAGUCCAGAGUCUUGACUUCUUACCAGGGUUCGCUUUGGAAGGUUUUCCUAACCGCGACAGCACGGUAUACCGCGAAUUGUAUGGCAUCCAUAAUGCCAACACUAUUCUACGCGGGACAUUAAGAUUCCGUGGUUUUACGGACACUGUGCAGUCGUUACAAUUUUUGGGUCUUAUUGAUCCUAAUCCUCACCCCAUUUUACAUCCUAAUGGACCAGACAUUACCUGGCGCACACUUAUUUGUAAUUUAUUAGGACUGAUGAAUGACGAUAUAUUUUACGAAAACCUCAAACGCAAGCUCAUAGAACGCGUUAAUUCAGAGGAACGUGUCCAGGCAAUUGAAGAUCUGGGUCUGCUUGCUGAAGACUCGGUACUGAAACUGAACACUCCCUUGGACACGCUGUCGCACUACUUGUCAAAAAAGUUGUGCUUCGAGGAAUCAGAGCGGGAUUUAGUGAUCCUGAGACACGACAUCGGGGUCGUAUGGCCGGGAAACAGGAUCGAGAACAAGGGAAUAAAUUUAGUCAUAUAUGGAGACGCUAAUAGUCAUUCGGCGAUGUCGCGCACCGUAGGCUACCCCGCAGCCAUCGCUACUAAGAUGAUCCUCGACGGAGAAAUUCAACAGCGCGGUGUCAUUCUGCCCUUUACGCCAGACAUUUAUCGCCCGAUCCUCAGCAGACUGAGGGCCGAAGGCAUUGAGUCUUUCGAAACAUCGACAUGGCGCUAAAGUUAAUACUUCAUUAUUAUGUACAUAUUUAAAUGAUCUUCGAUCUCGAUGUAUCUUAUAUAUAAGUUUAUAUAUAUAACAAUAAUUUUUAAGAAUACAGGUGAUGUUAUAUAA